AUGGCUGCCGUUGCACCCUCUGCAGCACUUCACGCCGCAUCUUGUACUCCAAAUCCUCAAGAUGAGGAACACGCCACCGACGUCGAUGUCAUACACAAUGCAGAGCAAAAGCUGCCGAUUGACCCUCCGGACGGUGGUCUAAAAGCAUGGCUCCAGGUAGCAGCCUCCUUUGCCCUCUACUUCAACCAUCUCGGCCUCGUCAACUCCUUCGGCACCUUUCAAUCCUACUACACCAGCCACCUCACACCAUCCAAUCCACCCUCCCCCUCAUCAAUAUCAUGGAUCGGCUCCAUCCAAAUCUUCCUCCUCAUGUCCGUGUCCGUGAUAAUCGGCCCCCUCUACGACAUGGGCCACUGCCGCGCGCUCAUCGCCACAGGCACCAUCCUCAUCAGCACAGGCUUCAUGCUCACGUCCAUCAGCACCACGUACUGGCAAAUUCUACUCGCGCAAGGAAUAUGCAUCGGCCUAGGAACGUCCUUCAUCUCCGUGCCGAGCAUAGCCAUCGUGCCGCUGUAUUUUCGUAAGCGUCGUGCAAGAGCCAUGUCUCUCGCCACUGUGGGCAGUGGGCUAGGCUCAACUUUGUACCCGUUGAUGUUUCAGAAUCUCCAGGCAAGUAUUGGGUUUGGGUGGGCGAUGCGCGCAAUGGGGUUUCUGUCUCUUGUUCUAUGCGCCUUUGCUGUGCUCGCCAUUCGUCCGAUCCCACCGUCCACACCAAGCUGGAAGCACGGUUCCGUGAGCAUAAAAUGGUUCAUUGAUACGUCUGCGUUUUCAGAAAAGACAUACCUCCUCUACUGCGCGGCAAUCUUCUUCAACAACCUCGUCUUCUUCAACUCACCGUACUAUUUGCAGUCGUAUGCCCUCACACACGGCAUGUCCACCUCCCAAUUAGCACACUACCUCAUUGCCAUUCUUAACGCGUGCACCAUCCCCGGCCGUAUUAUUCCCUCCUUCUUCGCAGAUAAGUUUGGCCCAUUGGAUACGUUCAUUAUCGUGUGCGCAUUUGCUUCUGCAAGCAUAUUCUACUGGAUCAGUGCGACGACUGCCGCGGGCAAUAUUGCAUUUGCCGUCAUUUAUGGCUUCUUCUCCGGUGGCGUAGUUGCCUUGGCCACGGUGGUGAUUACUUCGAUUACGCCUGAUUUGGGAAGACUAGGGACCAGAUUGGGCAUGGUGAGCAUCAUAAAGGGCGUGGGGUCGUUGGUUGGACCGCCUAUUUCCGGUGCUAUUUUGAGCGCGACGGGCAAGUAUUUGGGUAUACAGCUGUUUGCGGCGCUUGGGUUGAUGCUUACGACGGUGUUUUCGGUGGCGUUGAGGAUCGUGCUUGUAAGGAGGGAGAUUAAGGCUUUGCCUGAGCAGGGUAUGAUGCAUCCAGAGAGUGAUGGGGAGACGGCAGCGGCGAGGACAUGA
Pochonia chlamydosporia 170 is the source of this 1404-nucleotide messenger RNA. RefSeq names its product MFS monocarboxylate transporter protein. The coding region runs from base 1 to 1404 and encodes 467 amino acids. Gene Ontology annotation, cellular component: fungal-type vacuole membrane. Gene Ontology annotation, biological process: transmembrane transport. The record is from RefSeq and is a predicted model, not a curated record. Lineage: Eukaryota; Fungi; Ascomycota; Sordariomycetes; Hypocreales; Clavicipitaceae. Gene Ontology annotation, molecular function: transmembrane transporter activity. The transcript is spliced from 2 exons.